This is a messenger RNA of Parus major (Great Tit), 13086 nucleotides long. RefSeq names its product acid sensing ion channel subunit 1 (gene ASIC1). NCBI's taxonomy places the organism in Eukaryota, Metazoa, Chordata, Aves, Passeriformes, Paridae. The record is from RefSeq and is a predicted model, not a curated record. Gene Ontology annotation, biological process: sodium ion transmembrane transport. The transcript has 10 exons. Gene Ontology annotation, cellular component: membrane. Bases 8803 to 10980 code for a protein of 725 amino acids.
GGGGGCGAUGCUGGCCGCAUGCUGAUGGAGCGCCAGGGCCCGACACGCCGCGGUGCCGCCUUAUCUGUCCCUGGCAGAAGGGAGGGCUCGGGGCAGCCGCGGCGAAUGCAGAUGAGGGGCUGCCGGAGCCGAAAUACCUGGGCUGACCUGAAAAGAGGAGGAGCCGCCUCCUGCCCGGGUCCUGCUGCCGGGACGGGGGAGCAGAGGCACCGCAGCAGGGUCCCCUCGUGAUGGGGACACUGCCCGUGUCCCCCCAAAGCGCCCACCCGGAGCAGCCCAGGGUCAGCUCACAGAACCAUCUGCAGCCAGGACAGGGCUCCCCUGGCACAAGGGGCUCGUGCUGGAUGCCGUGAGGAGCCCAGCCUGGGAUGAUCUGAGCUCUUCCCACCUCCUCUUUCAUCCUGUGUCACUGGCAGCCACAUCGGGGGUCCUGGCAUUGCUCAUCCCCCUCCGUGUCCCCACCAGGGUACAGGGGCACUCUGGUGGAGCUGACCAGGCUCAGACUCAUCCCAUACUGCAGAGUGAACCCUCUGAAAAGACCACUGGCCCACCCCAGCUCUGCCCUGGCUCUCCACAGCCCCUCCAGCACCAGGGCGGUGCUUGGUGUCCACCAAAGCUCCCCUCCUGUCCAGCCCAGGACAGUGACAGGGACACUUAAGGAGGUGCUGUCACCUACUCCCCAAAACCCUGGCAUGACCUUAAAGCCUGGAGAGGCAAACACAAAGCUGGGGGGCACAUCUUGACCUCCCUGUCACGACACAGCCCCGAGGGACAUGGGCUGAGAUGUCCCCAUCCCCAGGGCUGUGCCCAGAGCCUCGCUCAGGGAUGGGACAGGCAGGGCACAGAAUUUGCAGGAGGGGGCUCUCCCUGUCUCCCCAUUUCGGGGCCACGCUCCCUGACACCCUCAUUAGCAGCACAGAUCAAUGUUUCACUCUUCCUCCUUCAUUAUUUAUGAGUUGGAGCCCUCCCCCUGCUGCGGGAACGCGCGGCUCCCCCCCGGCUCCCUACUCGCGCUUCCUCCCUCCCCGUGAGGUUCCCCUGGAGCCUCGCACAUCCACAGGGAUCCUCAGCCAGCAAGGGAGAGGCCCACGAGUGUUGGCUCUGGGCUCUAAAUCCCAGGGAGGAAGGAGAAACGCAGAGGAUGAGCUUCCUUUCCACCCCUCAGUAUGAGAAUUGUGGCUGCACAAAACCUCGGGGAGGUGCCCCGUGCUUGGGAAGCUCGUUUUGGGUGGUCGGUGCAGCCAGGGGGGGACAGGAGUGGCUGUGCCUGGCUGUGCCGCUGCCUUGGCGUGGCACAAUGUGCUUUCACAGCUUUUCCUUCUGACACCCUGUGAACCCGUGCCAGGGAGAGCCCCAUCCCAAGCUCCAUGUCCCCAUCCCGCUCCGGGGCACGGCAGGCGAGCCCAGAGCCCUGGGCAGCGUGCAUGGGACAGCCUCGAUGAGCUGGAGAGGAUUAAGACCUCUGGACCGUUUCCAUGAGGCUCCAGGGCUGAGCUGGCACUAGGGAGAAUUGAGUUUGACGUGGAGAUCAUGCCGCUGCCUUUUGCAUUGGAUUCUGCAUCCUCUGCCCUGGAAACACCGGGAGCACAGAGAGAGAGCCAGGGAGGGAGCGGGGAGGGUCUGCAGAGUCCCAGCAAACCCCAACCACACUCCUCCUCUCCUCCUUCUCCCAUCUCCAGAGCAGUGCAGGAGCUCCUGUGAUGGAGAACAGAUCCUGCUCCCCACAGCACCCCACUGCUCCCUGCUGAGCCUCCCCACCCUCCUUCUGACCCUGCUGUGCCUUGGUGAACCCCACGAGACACCUCCAGAUCCUGCUGUGCCCCUCAGACUCUGCUAAACCCCAAUGUGUGCCCCUCUGCACCCCCAAAACCUCUCUGCACCCCUGGGCUCCCUGCUCAGCCCUCGCUCCAGCUUGAGGGUGUUGGAGCUCUGCUCCUGCCACCACGAGUGCCUUCUCCCCUUGAAACAAAACCCCUGGUGUGGUUCAAACCUGCCCUCUUGGUGGGUGCUGGGGUGUCCUGCAGCACCCCUGGGAUCCCGGUGGGAUGAGCACGGUAGCUCAGGGGUCCUCAGUCGGGGGCUGCUACUGCUCCUCUGCUCCCUUGGCUCCCAGCCCCACGGGAUCCAGGCUCCAGCCCCUUCCAGGGGACCCCAAAGGCAGCGCUGGCCCCACACGGCCCCAGAGCAGUCACAAGCCCGGAGCCCCGUGGCGAGCGGAGCUCCCCCGUGGCGCAGCGUUAGUGGAUAAUCACGGAGCCGGAGUGAGAAGCAUCUCCAACGCAGCUGGAGAGACCGGGCGCGGGAAUUACUGAUACCAGACAUUUCCUGGAGCUUUUGACAGUUAAUAAACAAACUGCAUGGGUCCAUCUGGCUCUGGAAAAACAACUUGGGGACAGCGUGCAGGCACCAGGCACAGCCACUGGCCCCCGAUAGUCCUGGUUUGGGGCUGGUUCCCAGCAGCAUUCCCAGCCCCAGCAGAUCCCCCACAGUCCCCAACGGAGCCGGUGCAUUUACAAAUUCUGUAAGACACUCGAGUGAUUUAUGCAAAUCACUUUUUAAAGCGGCACACAGGCUCCUAAAUAACUUAUAAGCGUUGGAAACUGCUGGCAUGUAUCCGUUCUUUCCGAGCACUGAUUCACCUCGGGCAUCCCGCUGGUGUUCCCAGGGGCCCGGCUGAGCAUCCUCACCUGGAUCAUCGGCAAACUCCGCCCGGGCUCAUCCCCCUCUCCCGGAUUCUGACCCCCGAGGUUGCCCCGUUUUCCAGACGAAUGGAGCAAAGCCAGCGGGACACGGCACGAGAUAAUCGGAGGUGAUGGAGCAGAGGAGGCGCCGCGCACGGGACCGCAGCCGUUUGCUGCUGGUUCUCGGCUCUCCCGGGAAGCGCAGCGGGUUGGGAGUGCCCCAACUCUGUUGUCUGCUCAGCAGCUCGGAGAUUUUCCCGUAUCACCGUAUUUUGCUCAAAGCAAAUGAUCCAGAAAGCAGCCGUGAGCUGUUUCACCCUCGGGCACGGAGCAGAGAUGCUCAGGCGCUGCUCCUCAGCUGCCUCCUUGUCCCAGCCUCACCCGAACGUUCCCAGAGCCGGUCAGGCAGGACCGGGGAGCCCUGGGCUGUUUGUGGCUUUGCUCACCGCACUGACACGAAGGCGGACGGGAAUUCUUGCGGGAAGCCGGGGUGUUCCUCACUUUGCGGCAGGAUGGUGAUGCCACAGCCCCGGAGCCGUGGGACCAGCACCACCGAGCCCACCACCACUGGUCUCAGCCAAGACGGGGCAGAAGAGGAUCAGGAACAAGAGGGAUGAGAACACAGCCCUGACGUGGCACAGUGAGAGGCCGCCACGUGCCUGCACCUCACAGCCACUUCAUUAAAGCUGUGAAUGGCACAUCCUGAACCUCACAGCUCUGGUGGGAUUACAGGAGAAGGACUUGCGGGAUCAGGAUCAGGCUCAGCCGGUGUCAUUCAGUCCCUGGCUCUGCCCAGGGACCGUGCCCAGCCCAGGCAGCUCCCCCUGCACACCCGGAGGGGUCACGCACCCCCAAAGCUCUGCACACACCCAGGGGGGUCACACACAUCUUGCUCACGUGGAGAUGUCACCCCCCAAAGCACUCUGCACACCCGGAGGGGUCCCACACCCCCAGAGGUGUCACACCAAGAGCUCAGAGCAUCUCAGCUUCACCCUUGACCAAUCCUGUUCCUCUUGCAACGCCUUUUCACACAAAGACUCAUUAACAAAUGAAUUAUUAAUGAUUAUUAAUAAGCUCUAAUGGCAUCUGUGGCUGCUGGAAGAGAUGAGGAGGCUUUCGAGUGGUAUCUGAGUGCAAUGGAGGUGAGGAUUUCACAGCUGAGGACAGGGCACGUGUGUCCCAAGGGAUCCAAAGGCUGGAAGCACAGCCCUGGGCAGCACCAGCAUAUGAGGGGUUCCAAGUCGUUCCCCUCAGCCUCUUUUUGGUGUUUUUCCCAGCUCCAGGCUGGGCAGUAGCAAAAUGCUCUCUGAGGGCUCCAAAGGAGCUGCCCAGGAACCUCCUGGUGCCAUUUUUCCCUCUCUGCCUGAUAUCAAGUGGGGAGAAGCCAGGCUGGAGGGGGCAGAUCCCCUGAGUUUCUGGAGCCACAGAUCUCCACAGGGAGACCAGGGAAUGAACUGUCUCAUGGCCUUUUUGCCUCAGUUUAAUUUCUCUGGCUGAAGCCACCUGUGUUUUAUCGCCUGUGGAGCUUGGCGGGAGCUCCCGAGGCAGCGCUGCAAUUCCCACUCCAGCCAGGGCUCAAGGAGCUCCUCACCGGCUUUUAUUUAUUGAUACAGCCCAGACACUUGGAUAUUAUAACCAAUUAAUUAUUUUUGGAGGGUUUUUUUCUGUAUGGAGGGUUUGGUGUGUUUGCAUCCAGGCUCUCAGCUCAAGGACAGGGCUGGAGCAGGGUGUUCCCACCCACUCUGUGAUUUAUCAGGGAUUUUAAGCCUCUGCUCUCCUGGCAGGGACAGGGAGACCCUUCCAGAGGCACCACAUGCCAGGGCUGUGUGACUGCUCUGCUUGGAUUAGAUUAGAUUUGAAAAGCGUGAUACGUGCGGAGCCGGAGCGAGCACAGCAAGGAAACCAGACCGGAACACCGUGGGUUUUUUCCCCCCUCCAAUAAAAGCGGCGGCUCGAAUCUGCCUGCAUGAACUGUCUGAGCGAUUGUGAAGGAUGUCGGAAAAAAUCGCAACCUGCUUAGGGGUAAUUCGUGAUCCACGGGAAACACGGGAAGGCGUCGGGAUCAGGGUCGGAGGGACAAGCCUGGAUGCACGGGAAUUAGCGACACCUCGGCAGCAUCCUCGGCGUCCUGGCGGAGUCCUGGUGACCCCUGCUCGGCACAAAGGGACUCUGCCAGCGGCUAAAUCACCGGCAAGCUCUCAGCGGUACAAACUGCUUCAAUUACAGGAGCGUAAACAGAUCCUGGAGAGGAGGAUGCGGCGGCCGCGGAGCCGUCACGGCGGAUCACAGCCGAGGCUCCAUGGACACGCUCGGCUGCUCACAGAGCUGCGGGGGGGUCCUGGCUGAGCCCCCCGAGCCAGGGUGGCUGCAGGUGGCCUCAGUGCCCAGGGCAGCAGCACUGGCACCCGGCAGGGCUGGCUGGGAAGAGCCUGCCCAGGAAAGCUUUGAAAGAUUAAUAGAGUUUAAAUGGAAGCGUUUGGAGAGGAGAUAAGGCUCAUCUGAUAUGAAAUCAUAUGGAACAACGGGAUCCAGGGAGGCCCUGGCUCUAUAAUGAAGUCCAGUUCGCACAUUACUCACCAUAAUGUGCUUUUUAUUAAAGUCCUGUGCUGCAGGUGCUGAGUGUGCAGCGGGGAGCGCGGGGCUGGGAUGGAGCAGGGACCUGGAGUGCCGGACCCACCACCAGAAGCAGCCGGGAUGAGGCUUGGAAAAGGCACCUUUGGCUUCCUGGUUCCCACCCCCUGUUUGAUCCGGGGAUGCGGCUCCGGCAUCAGCCGUGCCCGAGGCUGGGGCUGGUGGGCCUGCAGGGACGGGGUGGAGAGGAGGCGGAGGUGGGGAAUAAUACAGAGGAAAAACUCCUUUUUAAUCAUCAAUUUUUCUGCAUUAGAAUGUGACAUGCUAAUCCACUGUGAAGCGUCUAAUCUGGGGGAUAAAGGGCCGGAUAACACAAGCUGCGCCCGGCUUGGCUGGCGGAGCGAGCUGAGGCAAGGUGGCAGCAUCUGAUAAGGGGUGCAGGAUUAGUCCCGGCACAGAUCCCGCCUGCCCGGGCAAUCCCACCUUGCUUGGCUGCCUCUGCUCUGUCUCUCGUCAGGGUCAGGGAGGGAUCUGCAGCCCUGGAGCCGUCCCAGAGCGGCUCAUCCCGCCCGGAGCGGCCGUGGCAGCACUGCCGGUGCCUCCACCACCACCUUGGCAGCUCUGGGAGCUGCAAAGCGCAUCCCUGGGCCAAGACGCGUGGAAAAACCUCAUUUUUCUCCUUUUCGAUUGGCACGCCCGGGUGCGCGGUGGGAGCAGGACAGCCCGGCUGUGGGGUCUCCAUCUGCCCCAAAUGUCCUCCCUCAUCCCAUCCCUUCCCAGCAGCCAGCUCCGACCUCCGGCCACCCCCAGGGAUGUGGUGGGCAGCUCAGCCAGGCUUUGGCAGGGACGGGCAGCGCCCGUCACAAAACCGAGCGGGUCCAGCUCCCGGGGCGCUUUCGGCGACAGCCUCCCCGGGGCUCGGAGACCUGGGAUAACAGAACUUGCAAUGUUGUUUUCUCCUCGCCUCCUCGGGGAUUGGUUUAUCUCUAUGAAUAACUCCAUCCCGGCUUUGAUCUCCUCUGCCAUUAAAGCGUGACAGGCUGUGAAAUGUGCUGUUGCUGCCGUCAAAUCCCGCUCCCGCUUCCCCCCCCGCCGCCUCCGUGCUCCCCCGCUCCGGGAAACCUCCUUUCCCAGGCCCGUGAGGAGCUGCAGAGCAUCGAGCGGGGCCGAACCGCCCCGGGACAGCGGCCAAACACGGCGCUGGAGGCAGGAAAAUCCCAUUUCCUUCUGCCAGCCCACACCUCUCGCUGGGGCGGGGAGGAGGGCGCGGAGCAUCCCCGGGCCCAGCGCCGGGUCGGGUGUGGCGGCAUCAUCCCAGCACCCGCCACGGGGGCUGAUGUCACGGCUAAUUAUAACCUCCCCCGUCCCUCGCCCCCGCCAAAGCUUUACCUGAGAGAGGGUAAAAAUAACUCCCGGCGAGGGAGGAGCUGGAACGAGCCCAAGGACUCCUCCAGCAUCUCCAAAACUCGCACAAACCAGGACGGCACCUCCCUGCCUGCAACACAUUUUGUCCCCGAUCUGGGGGUCAGGACGCGCUCCCCUUGGCUCCGGUGCCACCGUGCUCGAGGCUGCGGCUGUCCCCGGUCACCUUCAGCCCGGCUCGGGUGUCGGUGCUGGGACAGGUGGCGGUAACCGGAGCCGGGUCCUGCUCGUCCUCCCGCCCCACGCGGCUGCUGGGAACCAGCCCCGGCGCUCCCCGCGAGCUGUUUAAGCCGAGCGAAGCAGGUUAAUGGCCCCAGUCGAUGAUGGAAUGUUUUCAUUACAGCAGCUUUCUCACUCUCUCUCCCUGCUGCAAUUGCUCGCAAGAAGAGACAUUAAAGCUCCCCGCGCCCCGGGAGCGGAUCCGCCCCUCGCUCGCACCGUCGGGGACGGGCUGAUGGCCCCGGGCAGCACCGCUCACCUGUCCGAGCCCCGCCGGGGCCAAACAACCCCCUCAGCCUGCAUUUCCUUCAUUCCAUUUCCCUUCUCCUCUCCCUGCUAACAGCCAGGGCACAGGAACCCAGGAGCACCAGGAAUCCCAGCCCAACCCCAGACUGCUCCUACCUGCUCCUGCCUGUCAGAGCAUCCUCCGGUGCCAGUGUGUGUGUGGGAUCAGCCCAGUGUGUUCCCAGACUGCUCCCACAGGGCUGAACCAGCCAAAGUCUUGCAAACCCCCUCCCAGGAGCAGCCCUGGUGCUGUUAUAGCCCUGCCCUGCAGCUUGUCCCCAUCAGACACGGGGCACCUGGGACCUGGCCCCACGUCCUGAUUGUUCCCAGCCACUCAGUCCACCUUCCUGACUCUUUUCCAGGAGGACUUUUCAUCUCAGAUUCUCUGGGAUGUUCCUGACUCUCUUUUCCAGGAGGACUUUUCAUCUCAGAUUCUCUGGGAUGUUCCUGACUCUCUUUUCCAGGAGGACUUUUCAUCUCAGAUUCUCUGGGAUGUUCCUGACUCUCUUUUCCAGGAGGACUUUUCAUCUCAGAUUCUCUGGGAUGCUCCCAAAAGGUGUAACCUUGAUCUUGGCCUGAUGAAAUUUCAUCCUGUGGCGCUGGCGCUCACCCUCAAGGUCAUCCACACUUUCUCCCAGGUCCCCAGCAGCAUCUGCCAGCUCCCCUCUUACACAAGGGCCCUACCGAAGGGAAUAUUGAGCUUGGGGAGCCCAAGGAUGGGACAGCCCUCUGUCACAUCACAGAUCCCUGCUCCUGGUGGGGAUCCCCCAGUGCCUGUCCCACAGGCAUCACCUGCCCAGGAAUCUCAAUAACUGUGCUGGUACCAGAUCAGAUUUUUUUUCUGCGUUCCUGACUGAUUUGUUCUCUCAAUUUGUGGUGUCUGUGUGUGCCGGGAUGUUCUCAGGAACCCUGCAGGGUGCACAGGGGAGGAGACACAGCGGCUGAACUGAGGGCUUGGGGUGAGUCUCUCUCACCCAGGCACCAGCCCAAACCUCCCAUCCAGCCCCUGCACAUCCAAGUGCUGCCAGAUUUAGAUUCUCCCCCUGAGCCGGUGAUGGCGGUGCCGGGAUGGGGCUGGAGAUUGCUCUGUGGUCUCUGGAUGCUUUUAUGAAGUGCUGAGCACAGGAAAACAGCAAACCACGAGAAGGGGCUGCGCUGCUGCAGAGAGGAGACGCCAGCUCCAUCCCAGCAUCCUGCACCAGAGCUGCUCCCUGGGACCCCCAGCCCAGCUGGCUCAGGAUGGAUGCAAUUCCUUGAGGGAAGAGGUGGCUCCCUGUGCCCCACUGGGGUCUGAAGCACGAGGUGACACGUCCAGCACCGACCAGGCUCUGCAGAAGGACUCACUGCCAGCACAGCACCCAAAUCCUGCCCCAAAUCACCAAGACCAGCCCUGCUCGGAGGGGAACUCACAGCACUCGGAACGUCGGACUUGCCGGAUUCUCACGGGCACACGGCAGUGCCCUGAGCACAGGGGGAUGAGCCUGCAGGGAUGGGCAAUGCCAGGGCAGGAGGAGGAAUGCAUCAUAGGAGCCUGAGGACACCACAGCAUCCACCACUGAACCAGGCAUUUUGGGAAAACCUCUGGCUCCAGCUGCCCUGGGGAUGAGUGCACAGAGCCUGGCAUAUGGUGGCUCUGGAGACAGCCGGGGACCCAGCAGGGAGAGCCUGGGCCUGGCUGGAGCGGCCGCUUGGGCUGCCAGGGCCAGACCACGCAAGGAUGGAGGGCACGGUGUGGGGACCUGCACACCUGCACACCCCGUGUGCCCCUCGGGAGCCCGUCGGGCCCCCAGGCAGUGCUGGGAGCUCCCACGGCACUUCUGGAGCCGGUGAUGUCUCUGCUCUGUCCUGGCAGCCGGAGCCGGCCGGUCCCAGGGGGCCCGGGGAGCCCGCGGAACCGCCCCUCGCUCCUCCUCCCCUCCUGCUGCUCCUGAUAUACCCUCCUGGCUCCGGCCGCUCCGAGCAUCCCUCUGCUCCUCUCCCUCACUCCCGCUCACCUCAUUCCUUUUCCCUUCUCCAUUUCUCCUCUCCUUCCCCCUCCCCUGCUCUCUCCACCGAGGAACUGACUGAAGACCCCCAGGCUGGGCCAGGGCAGGGGCCAGGACCCCCACACCAGAGCCAGGACUCCACACUACAGCUGGGACCCCCAGGCUGGGCAAUGCCUCUCCAGAUAUUCUGCACCAUCUCCUUCUCCAGUGAGGAAGAAGCAGAAGAUGCUGCAGCCACUGGGAAGGGAGAAGAUGCAGCAGAUGAGUUCCUGUAUGGGCAGGAGGAGGAUGAAGAUGAUGAGGAGGACACAGGGGCGACCACAGACUUCGUGGCCUUUGCCAGCAGCUGCACCCUGCACGGGCUGAGCCACAUCUUCGUGGAAGGCAGUCUGGGCGCCCGGCAGGCGCUGUGGGCGCUGGCCUUCCUCCUCUCCCUCUCCGUCUUCCUCUACCAGGUGGCCGACCGCAUCGCCUACUACCUGGAGUACCACCACGUCACGCUGCUCAGCGAGGAGGACAGCCCCGAGAUGAUCUUCCCUGCCGUCACCUUCUGCAACAUCAACCGUGUGCGGCUCUCGCAGCUCAGCCACCAGGACUUGCUCUACCUGGCUCCCCUGGUCGACUACGAGCCUGGGAUGGAGCUGGGCUUCACCCCGGCCCAGCCCGACCCCUGGGAGGAGGACGAGCCCCUAAAUUUGUACGGGUUUUUUAACCGCACUUGCCACCAGCUGGAGGACAUGCUGCUGAGCUGCAGCUACCGCGGCCAGCGCUGCGGCCCCGGGGACUUUGCGCCGGUCUUCACCCGCUACGGGAAGUGCUACACCUUCAAUGCGGGGCAGGACGGGAAGCCACGGCUCAUCACCAUGAAGGGGGGCACUGGCAAUGGCCUGGAGAUCAUGCUGGACAUCCAGCAGGACGAGUACCUGCCAGUGUGGGGGGAAACAGAUGAGACCUCGUUCGAAGCCGGGAUCAAGGUGCAGAUCCACAGCCAGGACGAGCCUCCUCUGAUCGACCAGCUGGGCUUCGGGGUGGCUCCCGGCUUCCAGACCUUUGUGUCCUGCCAGGAGCAGCGGCUCAUCUACCUGCCGCCUCCCUGGGGCGACUGCAAGGCCGUGGCGGGCGACUCGGAGUUCUACGACACCUACAGCAUCACGGCCUGUCGGAUCGACUGCGAGACCCGCUACCUGGUGGAGAACUGCAACUGCCGCAUGGUGCACAUGCCAGGCGAUGCCCCUUACUGCACCCCGGAGCAGUACAAGGAGUGCGCGGAUCCGGCCUUAGAUUUCCUGGUGGAGAAGGACAACGAGUACUGCAUCUGCGAGAUGCCCUGCAACAUGACCCGCUACGGCAAAGAGCUCUCCAUGGUCAAGAUCCCCAGCAAGGCCUCGGCCAAAUACCUGGCCAAGAAGUACAACAAGUCGGAGCAGUACAUCGGGGAGAACAUCCUGGUGCUGGAUAUCUUCUUUGAGGCCCUGAACUACGAGACAAUUGAGCAGAAGAAGGCGUACGAGGUGGCUGGUUUGCUGGGUGACAUCGGAGGCCAGAUGGGGCUGUUCAUCGGGGCCAGCAUCCUCACAGUGCUGGAGCUGUUUGACUACGCCUACGAGGUGAUAAAGCACCGGCUGUGCCGGCGGGGCAAGUGCCGCAAGAACCACAAGAGGAACAACACAGACAAGGGCGUUGCGCUGAGCAUGGACGACGUGAAGCGCCACAAUCCCUGUGAAAGCAUACGGGGGCACCCAGCAGGCAUGACGUACGCAGCCAACAUCCUACCUCACCACCCGGCCCGGGGUACCUUUGAGGACUUCACCUGCUAACCGACGUCUGGAUGUACAACCUGAGCUACCAAAGCCCUGCGAGAGCUGCCCUUCUCCCCGCCGGCGCCAGCGGAGAGACACAUCUAGGGGGCCUUUGCUCCUCGGCACGGUGGGACACGGACAAGAGCGACGGCCUCGGAUUUCGGGGCGGGCAGUGGGGUCGGGCAAUGCCAGACCCCGGCGCAGCCCCCGCGGCAGCUGCUCUGCGCCUGCUCUGCUCCUUCAGAGACUCCAGGACGCUCCAGCCCGGCCGUCCCGCGGAGCGGGAGCGACACGCACAGUGGGCCAGGGCACGGGCCUGCCCCGGCUCCCCCUUGGCUCCCCUCGGCCUUUUUAACUAAAACCCAGAAGCCAAGAAGAAGCAGCCGUUCGGCCGCAGUCUCCAUCCAUAGCCCUGUCCGUCUGUCCUCCGUCGUCUCCAUGCUCAUCCUACUCCAAUGCCUUGGCCGAGCUUGCCGGGCCCCCUGUGCCUGGUGGGGGGAUCAUCGGGGAGCCCCCGGUGUGCCCUGCCCAGGGCAGCAAGCUGGGAGUCCCCUGAGAGCGCCUCUGUCCCCCAGGACCGCAGCCCCGGCUCGCCCGGGAGCUCCCAGCACGAAGACGCAGCACCUCCACCUGUCCACAACGUCUUCCUUGGCCCCUGUCCCGGAAUCAGCCCUGGGAUCAGCCUCGGGAUCAACCCCGGGAUCAGCUCCGGGAUCAGUCCUGGGAUCAGUCCCGGGAUCAGUCCCGGGAUCAGCCCCGGGAUCAACCCCAGGAUCAACCCCGGGAUCAGCUCCGGGAUCAGCCCUGGGAUCAGCCCUGGGAUCAGUCCCGGGAUCAGCUCCGGGAUCAGCCCUGGGAUCAGCCCUGGGAUCAGCCCUGGGAUCAGUCCCGGGAUCAGCCCUGGGAUCAGUCCCGGGAUCAGUCCCGGGAGCACCGGAGGGGCUCAGCUGGGAGGUGCCACCUCAGCUCUGAGGACAUCGGCCACUGUCCCUCCCCGUCCACCCCUCCUGGGCUCUGGGCAGCCUGGCCAGUUCCAGCACUGCCCUGCAGCCCCCCCAUUCCCAGGUGACCCCAAACCCAGCCAUCCUUGGGGAGAAAGGCAGAAGGAAACCCCUGGCCCCACGUGGCCACCGCCCCCAGCCCGGCCCAGCCAGGGACACCCCCUUGGCACCACCGUGGCUGGGUGGGCACCGGAGCCCCAAACCCCCCGGGGGUCCUGGGGGGCUCUGGAGUUCAGCUCCAGCCCCGCUGAGCCCCGACAGCCGCUGCCCCGGGGGGGUUGGGGUGUCUGUGGGUUCCCAGGGCCACCACUGCCCCUUCCCUGGCACAGCCCUGCCCUGGCUGGGGUCCGUGGCCACUGGGUCGCUGCCCCCCGGGCCUGUCAGCGCCCACCACUCCCCUCUGGGGUCCCUGCUUGGCCCCCCAGCCCAUCUUCAAGCCCCCAGGCCAGAGCCCUCCCCGGGCCCAAGUGCUACUUAUCUUUAAGAGCUUUUGCAAUAAGUCUUUUUAGUAAUUUUUUUUUCUUUUUUCUAAACUGCAGUUUUGGGUUUUUAUUCUUGUCAUUUUUAUUCUUAUUAUUUGCUUCCUGACCAAAAUUAGGAACUGGGGGUCAGUCCUUUGUAUCCAGCAAUCACCCAAAGACGACGGGUCGGCCACAUCCAUAAAUUUUCUUAUGGAUUUCUCCUAACGUUUCAUCUCGUUUCAUUUAUUUAUUUUCUUUCUUUCUCUUUCCCAUUCAAGCUUUUAAAGAUGGGGCUGGGAUUUGACCUUGAGGCUCACCUGUUGAAGAAAACGCUUUUUUGUUGUUAUAUCAUCGGCAUUUUAUAUUUCUUAUAUAUAAUAUAUAUGACUAUAUAUAUAUGUGUACAUAUAUAUAUAUAUCUCUCUAUAUGCAUCAUGCCAGUGUAGAUACCCAUUCAGUAGAGUUUAGGCCUUGUUCUUGUGCCAUUUUUUUUUCUGUUACUGAUCUCUGAAUGCCUUCAAGUGUAUAAAGUGUGGAAUUCUCUCCGGUAUCUGUACUAUGUACACACAUUUUCAUAGGAAGCACAAUAAGAUGACAGAUGCAUUGUACAUCAAUACCUGCUACUCUUAACAACGAUGAUAUAAAGAAUGAUAUAAAUGAUA